Molecule: messenger RNA, 3162 nt
Organism: Neolamprologus brichardi
Lineage: Eukaryota; Metazoa; Chordata; Actinopteri; Cichliformes; Cichlidae
Gene: b3galt2
Product: beta-1,3-galactosyltransferase 2
Biological process (GO): protein O-linked glycosylation
Cellular component (GO): Golgi membrane
Molecular function (GO): N-acetyl-beta-D-glucosaminide beta-(1,3)-galactosyltransferase activity
Source: RefSeq, a predicted model, not a curated record
UCACGUGAGAUGCUCCGCUAAGAAUGCGGUGACGUGGGAGAGUUCUGUCAGUGUAGCGGUGUCUGACAGCCAGCUUCCGCGGGCCAGUAGGUACCUCGCCCGGCUGAGGAAACCGACCGGGGUCGCUCCGAGACGGAGCACAGGAGAAGGAAAAAACAAGAAGGUGCGGACUGAAAAACCGAAGCAGGGAGGUGAAGGUAGAUGAGUUGUUGUUUCCGUUUCCCACUCCAGGACUCGGGGAACAUGUUUUGGCUGUGAUUGGACUUAUAUAUGGAAGAUUAUAUAUAUUUUUUCCUAUUCUGCUCAUUUUUAUUACUCCCCUUCUGCCCAACACCAGCUUUCCGAGCAUCGUGAAGUACCAGCCGUACUCCUGCUGCUCUGGCGCUUUUCAGCGGGCUCCCCGAUAGCCGUGCGGGGCGGGGACGCUGUGGUGUUCUUGCUUUCAUUCUGACAUGAAAUAACACAUCCGAGCAGCGGGCCAAACUUGGAUAAAAUCAAAAAACAACGCAGAAACAGAAAGGUGAGGGCGGGAGGAAGGGGAUACGUAAAUGAAGUAGAGGGCAGCAGUGUAGAGCGGCCACAAGACGCAAGGCAGGAGAGGAAGGAGAGGGGGAGUCGCAGCAGGAGGAGAACCAAAACCCGCAGGUUUGUUGAGCUUGUGGGGAUGAGGACGAGGAGGAGGGACCUUACGCAUCGAAGGUGUCAGUGCGAUUAGAAAAACAGGGGGAAGGGAACUAAAGCCCAGAUUGUUUCCAGUCCUGAGAGGCGGUGAUGGCGAGUGCAGGCACCGGGGUCCCUGCUCUCCCUCAGCCGACCGCAGCCCCAUCAGCCACCGCAGCGGCAGCAGCAUGAGGAGGAGGAGAUUUUAACCCUGCUCUAAGCUGCAUCGGAGGGGGUUCAGACAUUCCCCUGACUCCACCAGGAGGCUAACUCCAACCUGUCUGUCAGCUCAGAUAACCCUCUGAUUGUUGACAACCACAUGUUUGCGGUGACUGUAUGUGACCGCCGCCGCCGCCCAUUCUCGAGCAGCAGCAACAGCCUCCUGCGACCCCGACCUGCAUCAUGCAGUGGAGACGGCGGCACUGCUGUCCCAUCAAGAUGACCUGGACCGUCAAGCGCUCCCUCUUUCGGACCCACGUGGCCGGGCUCGUCUCACUGGCCCUGCUCUUCGCCAUUUUCUUAUUUUUCAGCCACCAAGACUGGCUGCCAGGGCACAGUGGGCCUCGCGAAAACCCGCUUGCCUACACUGUCAGGGGCCUCCGAAGUCCCAAGGGAGAGGCGAACCAGAGCAACUCCCUGAGGGGCCUUUGGAGGGAAACAGGGAAUGUUGCACCAAAACAUCUCCUCAACCUCAGCGCUCAGCAGGGUGAGGGAGCAGCAGGAGAGGCAGCAGGCGUGGGGGGAGGAGGAGGUGGAGGAGCCAGAAUGGGUGUAAUGGGGCUCGGGGACUCGAUGAGUACUAACAACACGCUAGAGAAGGAGAUGGGUGUUGGCGGGAGGCUUAGCGCCCAGCCCUAUCGAUACAUCCUGAACGAGCCCUUCAAGUGCAGAGACAGCACACCCUUUCUCAUCCUGCUCAUAGCUGCAGAGCCAGGACAGGCCGAUGCCCGCAAUGCAAUCCGCCAGACAUGGGGAAACGAGAGCGUGGCCAUGGGCCUGGGGUUUGUCCGUCUUUUCCUGCUCGGCACAGGAAAGAGUUCGGACACCCUCCUUCAGAGCAGAAUCGAGGAAGAGAGCCGCGUUUACCACGAUAUCAUUCAACAGGACUAUCAGGACACUUACUACAACCUGACCAUCAAAACUCUGAUGGGCAUGAACUGGGUAGCUACCUAUUGCCCACAUGCUUCCUACGUGAUGAAGACAGAUAGUGACAUGUUUGUCAAUACAGAAUAUCUCAUCCAGAAGCUGCUGAAACCUGAGAUGCCUGCGAGGCAGAGGUAUUUCACUGGCUACCUGAUGAGGGGCUAUGCACCAAACCGAAACAAAGACAGCAAGUGGUAUAUGCCACCAGAGGUGUAUCCAAGCGAGCGCUACCCGAUAUUCUGCUCAGGCACGGGGUACGUGUUCUCAGGGGACAUGGCCGAGCUGAUCUACCAGGCCUCGCUCAGCAUACGCAGGCUGCACCUGGAGGAUGUUUACGUGGGAAUCUGCCUGGCGAAGCUGCGCAUCGAACCAGCACCUCCUCCCAACGAGUUCCUUUUCAACCACUGGCGUGUGUCUUACUCCAGUUGUAAGUACAGCCACCUCAUCACAUCCCAUCAGUUCCAACCCAAUGAACUCAUCAAGUACUGGAACCACUUGCAAAGCAACAAGCACAACGCCUGUAUCAACAUGGCCAAGGAAAAGAGCGGCAGGCACAGACACCGGAAGUUCCACGGAGAGAGGCCUCCGUGAUGGAUCCUGCGAUUACACCCCAUCUCAAAAAAAAAGAAGAAGAAAGAUGGGAAGGAUAGAAAAGCUCAGUGUAACUACAGAUGGUGAAGGGCAUGUUGAACUCUCAGCACUAUACCUUAUGGGGAUAAGCACAUUGUUUUUGUUAUUGUGUACAGUUGAUUCAAACUAUUUUUUUAAUCAAAAAAUGAAAAAAAAAUAUGUAUUGUAAAUCUAUUGAGCUAUUUCCAAAAGGGAGAAUCGGGGACAUUUCUGUGUGAAAUGGAGCGUGCUAAAAAAAAAAAAAAAAAGCUGCAGCUCAAGAGCGGUGUUUAUGAUAAUUCAGGUGCCAACAGAAAGGUGGUAAUUUAUGCUCUUCUCUAAAGGGUAGUACUGUAUGUCACAUUCUACGAAUACACAAAAAAAAGAAAAGAAAAAAAAAGAAAAACAUUAAGACACAAGUGUGUUUACAAAGACAAAGGGAAAUGUACAUGUACUAUGUCAAAAAGUUAUACUACCUAAAUAUGAAUGAAUGAUAUGAACCUUUGACGUUGACCAGUUAUGCUGCCCUGUUUCUCAGUGUUUACUUUCCAGAUCUAUCGAUGAAUACCACCCUAAAGAGAAGGUUUAUCUGUCAUAUACUGUAUUUUAUUUAAAACGAUCGACAUGAACGCACCCAGAAUCACAUCAGAGAUGACUGAGAUUGUAUUUUUUAAAGCUUUACAUUGACUAUGACUCUGCACUUCAGCAAAUGUGCAAUGAAUCUGUUAACGAUUAAACGUUCCAAAAUCA